Molecule: messenger RNA, 1797 nt
Organism: Recurvomyces mirabilis
Lineage: Eukaryota; Fungi; Ascomycota; Dothideomycetes; Mycosphaerellales; Teratosphaeriaceae
Exons: 3
Coding region: 1-1797 (598 amino acids)
Biological process (GO): intracellular signal transduction; peptidyl-serine phosphorylation; protein autophosphorylation
Cellular component (GO): nucleus; cytoplasm
Molecular function (GO): calcium-dependent protein serine/threonine kinase activity; calmodulin binding; ATP binding
Source: RefSeq, a predicted model, not a curated record
AUGGCCAUACAACCGAGCGAUCAUCAAUACGUUGCCUGGCUCGUCUUGCAUCACUCAUUACUGGGAGAUCGCUUACAAGGCAUCAAAGCCAGCGAUGACUUCGACCUUGGACGCGAGAAUCUACGGGAGUGGUUCGACAUUACAGAGCCUUCCAUAUCAGCGCAUCAUCUUCGGUUCCAUUGCGUGGUAUUCGAGAAUGGCUCGGACCAAGACGAUGAUCACGUCGAGCCAUUGGUAUACAUGCGCGUCCUCUCUGCCAAUCCUGUUCGUUUGGAGAGCUCGUGUUUCAACAACACGAGCAUCUUGCGAAAGCGUGACAGAGACAUUCUCCUCAACCACGGGGAUGUCCUGGAGCUCAACCCUAGCGUCUCCAUCACGUUCCGGACUGCUCAUCCUCCAGUGCCUUGUGAGAGCGCGUUGAGUCCGCUGCAGCAGGGAGACAUCAUGUCCUUUGAGGCUCGAUACGCGGUCAGCGAUCGCCUUCUCGGCUCCGGAGGCCAGGCAUGUGUGUUUCUUGCUACCAAACAGAGCGAUCAAUCUCAGCUCGCAUGCAAAGUGGUAAGUCUGCCACAACAAAGGGCUGAAAUAGCAGGCGACCCUCAGGCUGUCAUCGAAGCUCGGAGGGUGGCUGUGCAGCGACAGAAGAAGCGCGACGUUCUAGCUCGGGAGUACAGUAUACUCAAGGAUCUCAGCCAUCCCAAUAUCGUCUCUUUGGAGAAGGUCCUCUGCACGACGUACAACAUCUAUAUCAUGCAGGAACUAUUGACUGGUGGCGAUCUCCUCUCUUACCUAGACCAAACUAACGCUCUCGACGAGCCUGAGGCGGCAGUGAUCGUGCGACAAGUGCUAAAGGCUGUUGAGUAUCUGCAUGACCAGAACAUUGCACAUCGCGACAUUAAACCAGAAAAUGUCCUCAUGACAUCGUGGAGACCUGGCGCGCGGGUUGUUCUCACAGACUUCGGCCAAGCCAGAACUCUUGCAAAUGGCAUUGAAAUGCAGAAAGGCUCGAACAUGUUCAGGAUGCAGUCUAUGGUGGGCACCUAUGGCUACGCUGCUCCCGAGCUCUAUAAACGUUACAAGCACAACGACGGCUACAGCAAAGCCAUAGAUAUCUGGUCAGUCGGCUGCAUUGCCGGCACAUUGCUCACAGGCGAGCCUAUGCCAUUCGAGGAGAAAGGUCACGACUGGAGUCUCGAGUUUAUGGACAGCGAGAAACAAAGACAGUGGCGAAAGGUCGGCCACAAAGCCAAGUCCUUCAUCCGUGCUUGCUUGACCUUCGACGAGUCCAUACGACCAUCUGCGAAAGAAGCACUGAUGCAUGAUUGGUUCACGAAUAAGCACUAUGCGGCCAAUCUCGAGGCCGCCUACCAGCGAGCUAUAAAAGACUGGGCACCGAGGAUGACCAACAGCGGACUAAUCGAGUUCAUUGAUACCUCGCACAUCGUGAUUGACGACCAGCAGUCUUCUGACUGCGACUCGCGCAGUGACCAAAAUUACUCUCACCACUUCGCAGCCAACGCUUCGAGAGCGCCCGAGGCAAUGUCGACGAUCAAGGAAGCCGUGCAAACCAUGAAGCCUGUGCAUAAUGCCACUUCUGCCGACCCUGAAAUGCACAUGUUCAGUGAAGACGGCAUUCCGCUCUACGCAAGUCCCAUUGGUGUACCAGAAUCGCCGCCGCCUUUCUCGCAACCGAACAGCUUCUCCGACAUUGUUACCUCAACCUACGACGUCGACGCCGAGACGCAACUCAGUCAGUUACCUGAUAUGGCAUCUCAUCCACAGUUCAUGCUCGACUAG